CACACGAUUCAUCAGAACCAUCCAGAAAGUAGGGUUUUCUUCUAGCUGCACAGAACCGUGAUCACUCACGGUUAUGUUGAUGAUGUAGUAGAGCACGAUUGCGUUCUCGGCUGAUUUAAUGUGGUGAUCAGUGAAAUGGUAGAGUAGGGGUCGGGGGAGAGUGCCCUCGCGGCUUGUCGAGACGUCAGUCGCAUGUAGAGUGAGGAAAGAAUACCUUUGUUCAGUCGUGCUCAGUGUCUGUUCGAUUGUGCUUACAUUACAGAUGCGUAGUGAGCCUGACGUUUGUACACUCCGGUGAAGCUGGCAACGAGCGAGUGAGUUGAGAGUCGGUGAUCUCUUCUUGGGAAAUUUUGGGGCAUUCCAGAGUAGUGAGAUAUUUCCAAGUAAAGGAGUGAUUUCUGGGGUUGGGAAGAAUUGGAGAGGACAGUGGGAGCGGGCAUUCGAGAUGGCGGUGGUUGCUUGCAAGCCACUGAUCUGGUGCGCGCUUUUCUUGAUUGUACUGUGCAAUUACAAUGCGCUCGCGGCGCCCGUAAUGAGCAUAGACUUGGGAUCGGAGUGGAUGAAAGUGGCGGUGGUGAAUCUGAAGCCCGGACUACCUCCGAUUUCGAUAGUUCCCAACGAGAUGUCGAAGCGAAAGUCUCCGGCACUUGUGGCGUUCUCGAAGGGCGAUCGGCUGGUGUCCGAAGAAGCGUCGGGAAUUCUGGCGCGGUACCCAGAGAGAGUGUUUGCGAGUCUGCGGGAUAUGGUUGGGAAGCCGUUUAGUGCGGUGAAAGAGCUGCUGAAGUCUCAGCAUCUGCCUUAUGACGUGGUGGAAGACGCAAACGGGCGUGCGAGGAUUCGGCUUGGAGAAGACUCAGGGGCUGCUUUGUACAGCGUGGAGGAGCUGAUUGCCAACCUUUUGAAUUACGCACGUGUUCUUGCAGAAGCUCAUACGAAGGAGCCUGUCAAGGACACGGUGAUCAGCGUUCCGCCGUUUUUUGGGCAGGCAGAGCGGAAGGGUGUACUUGACGCUGCGGAGAUCGCCUCUCUAAACGUGCUGUCCCUGGUCAACGAACCCGCUGGUGCUUCUUUGCAGUAUGGAAUCGACAAGGAUUUCUCCGUCGAAGAUCGUCACGUGGUGUUUUAUGACAUGGGCGCGUCAAAUACGCACGCAGCGCUUGUGCACUUCACUGCAUAUACGGCAAAGAGCCCGGGUGGAGGAAAGAACUUGACAGCCCAGCAGUUCCAUGUGAAAGGAAUAAGCUGGGAUGCAUCCCUUGGUGGACAGAAUAUGGAGACACGGUUGGUGGAUCACUUUGCUGCAGAGUUCAAAGAGAAGAGUGGGAUAGACGUUUUUAAUCACCCGAAGGGCAUGGCAAAGCUGAAGAAGCAGGUCAAGCGAACAAAGGAAAUUUUGAGCGCAAAUUCGGAAGCAUCGAUAUCUGUGGAAUCGUUAGUGGAUGACCAUGAUUUUCGGAGCUUUAUUACGAGGAAGAAAUUUGAGGAGCUUUGCAAAGACUUGUGGGGGCGAGCGGUACUCCCGUUAAAAAAAGUCCUGGCUGACAACGGGCUGAAGCUCCAGCAAUUACACUCCGUGGAACUUCUUGGUGGUGCGACUCGAGUUCCAAUGCUGAAGGAAGUUUUAACUGGUUAUGUCGGUGCCCAAGCACUUGCCAGGCAUCUAGACUCUGACGAAGCAGUCGUACUGGGGGCUUCACUACGGGCGGCAAACUUGAGUGAUGGUAUCAAACUGAAUAGGAAACUCGGCAUGGUGGAUGGUGCAUCUUAUGGCAUAGAGAUGAAAUUGGAUGGUGCCAUCUUGGAGUCCAAGGAUCAGAGUCUCCUUGUACCGCUUCACAAGAACCUGCCCAGUAAGAUGGGAAGGACACUUAAGAACCAGUUGAAGGAUUUCAAAGUGACAUUGUCUUAUGAGAAAGACGGGCCCUUGCCGCCUUCAAUUUCUUCCCCUGAUAUCGCCGUUUAUGAAGUGAAAGGCGUUGCCGAAGCUGUUGAGAAGUACAAGAAUCACAAUCAGUCUGCUCCCAUGAAGACUGUGAUGCACUUUUCUCUAGACCGUAAUGGAGUUGUGAAUCUGGACCGUGCGGAGCAGGUCGUGGAAGUGUCUGAGUGGGUUGAUGUGGUGGAUCCGGUGAGUAACAUUACUGCGUUGCUUGCCAACCUUACAGCAAAUGGGUCGGUGUUGGACAUGAAUGGAACGGGAUCAGAUUUCAACCUGACGAAGCUGCUGAAUGAGAACGGAAAUGGGACUGAUUCAACAGGUCCGAAGCAGAAGCUGCGGAAGAGGAUUCUGAGAGUGCCACUGAAGCUUACAGAUGUGACGGAAGGGCCUGCGAGGUCAUUGUCAAGCAAAGACAUCACGAAUGCCAUCCAACGCUUAGAGAAGACAAAUGCUGCGGACGCACAGAAGAGAGCAAUGGAGGCAGCAAAGAACAACCUGGAGUCGUAUAUUUACUCCGCAAAGGAUCAGCUGGAAACCCUGAUCGAGUCUGAUAAGGAGUCAUCUCAAUCAGAGCGCGAUUCUUUUAUGGAGAAGCUUGCUGAGGCGCAAGACUGGUUAUACCUGGACGGUGAAGACGCUGGAGUGUCCGAAUUCCAAACGCGCUUGGAUGCACUGAAAUCUUUAUGGAAUUCGAUGUUCAAAAGAGCUGAACCUGUCAAAGAAGAGUCAGAAGGAAAGGGAGAUAUACCGUCUGACAUUGUGAAUUCAGGCGAAGAGGUGACGAAGAAAGGAGAGCGGGCCCCACGUGCGGAAACAGAUCCUUCUAGCGCUGGUCACGAUGAGUUGUGACCUAUUUAUGGUCAGAUAUGUAAGUAGGUGAGAGGGUGGCGGCGUAUGAGAAGUAGAAUGCAAUGGAGGUGGGACCCUGUAUGUUAAUUGCAUUGAGGGAUCGAUUGGAUUAGAGGAAUUCAGAAUGACUGAAGAGUGACAGAUCUUAGAUUGGUAGGAAUUCUGAUAGGCAACAAACUUGCAGACUUAUGUGACUUUUUAUUCUUGGGACCAAUUUGUACUGAUUUUUACAUUUCGGUGCUUAUCAACCUGGAAUCCAUAUUCCAAUAACAUGAGAAUGCAUCUAUUAUCCUCA
This is a messenger RNA of Physcomitrium patens, 3083 nucleotides long. RefSeq names its product heat shock 70 kDa protein 17. Gene Ontology annotation, cellular component: endoplasmic reticulum chaperone complex. Gene Ontology annotation, molecular function: ATP-dependent protein folding chaperone; ATP binding. Gene Ontology annotation, biological process: endoplasmic reticulum unfolded protein response. NCBI's taxonomy places the organism in Eukaryota, Viridiplantae, Streptophyta, Bryopsida, Funariales, Funariaceae. The record is from RefSeq and is a predicted model, not a curated record.